AUGAGUGACGCAUUUGAUGGGAGAUUGACUGUCCAUAACAAAGUGGAAAGUGGAUAUACCACCAACAUGAUUGGGAAGCUGGACUACAUAUCUGGCAGUCAUUCUGUGAGCAAUCGCGUGGAGGCCUGGACACGAGAUGCUGGGCUUCUUUUAAGUCAAGAGGGCCGUCCUGUCAUCGAUCUAGUUGGCAACAUCUGGAGGCUCUACUUUCCGCACAUCACCAUUCUGGUUAAAGAAGGUGUCGUCUGA
Molecule: messenger RNA, 249 nt
Organism: Knipowitschia caucasica
Lineage: Eukaryota; Metazoa; Chordata; Actinopteri; Gobiiformes; Gobiidae
Source: the annotation of a GenBank genome assembly